Thelazia callipaeda (thelaziosis nematode) is the source of this 1257-nucleotide messenger RNA. NCBI's taxonomy places the organism in Eukaryota, Metazoa, Nematoda, Chromadorea, Rhabditida, Thelaziidae. The record is from the annotation of a GenBank genome assembly.
AUGAAAAAAGCCACGUAUAAACUUAACAAACUCUUUAAGGCUAAACUUAAUGGUCAGCCAGUGCUAGGAUGUACCCGACCAAGUUGUUUCGGAUGGACUGUCGAUGGUAAACCAAUUUCUCGUGAUUCUCAGUUUUAUCGAGUGCUGGGAGCUCCUGAUGGCUUUCAUCGUAAAGGCAUUCAGAAACCACGCAGAAUCAAUCAUUACAACAGUUACUUUUACAAAGAACAAGUCGCUACGUGUGAAAAAACAUUCGAGAGUGAGAGCUGCCUCAGAAGUGAUCAGUGGGUUGGAGGUAUUAGUCCCAUGUAUAGUCCAAACAUUUUGCCCUUAAUAUUGCAAUGUUGCACUUACACUUUCUUACGUAAUUCUUCCACGGAGCGGGGCGUUGCAGUAGUCAAUCCUGGACAAAUUGUGGUCGGUGGUGAGAUUUUAAAAAAUGGACGGCAAUACGCAUUCGAUUAUAUUGCCGAUAUUCUGAAUUUGAAUGAUCAAGAUGGCAGUGUGUCAUAUGACGUAACUAUCCGAAGAUUCAUGUGCAUACCGAUUCCUGAUGAAUUAUCUGUACCGAUUGAUGAAACGGUAAUAAGUCAAAUUAGAGAAGAAUUUGGAGGGGAAAAUAUGAAUUUAUUAGUUGGAAAGCGAGAAGGACUUAAUAAUGUUGUUUAUCAGGCUCCUCUCCAUGAAAUCAAAGAGGGAAAAGUGCGACAAUUUACGGCGCCACCUCAGCAAGAAGAAUUACAACUUCCGAUUCCACAACCGAAUACAGGUGAUAGUAGUCUAUAUUGUUUCUCAGGUGACAUGAUAGUCCACACGUAUGAUGGACAAGAUAUUUCACUGCGCAACGUGGAACAGAAUGAUUGGAUUCUGACCAAAUAUAUGAAUGAAGCUAGUCAUCAUAUUUAUAUUACUUAUGCUCAAAUAACUUCAUGGAUUCAUCGUUUACCUGAGAAAGAAACAGAAUUUUAUGCUAUUAUUCUAGAAGAUAAUACGCAACUAAAAUUGACUGCCAAGCAUUAUAUUUACAAAACAACUUGUGAUCACAGUAAUUUUUUUAAUGAUCCAUAUUUCGUUAAAGUGAAAGUCACCAAGAUAGAACGUGUACGUGAAAAAGGCAUCUAUGCACCUAUGACAAGUACCGGUGAUAUUAUCGUAAAUGGCAUUUAUGCAUCGUGUCAUACUUUGCUCGAUAAUUAUUUCAUACAAUCGUCAUUUUUCGAAGUAAUACUUUUGUUUCAAAAAUAUAUUAUAAUUUAA